CUAUUAGGUGACAUGAAUUUGGUCUUCACACACUGACCUCGGAUCAGUUUCACAAAAGAACGACACAGGAAGAACAUUCACAUGGUGACAUUUAUCACAUAUUAGCACCAUUAGCCAGUUUUUAAAACUAGAUAAGAGAGAUACAUUGAUAAUUAUACGAUUCAAGGCAUGGAUACAGAAAGAGUGGAGGCAGAUGAGAGUAUCUAUGUGAAUACAAAUGAUUUCAAAACAGAAACGAACAUAUAUCAACCACCGCAGCAUACAGAAAGUAAGACUGUGAAGAACAGAUGUUGCAGAAAAGUUACAGUGUGUUUGGUGCUGCUGUGUGUUCUUCUACUGACUGCAGUCAUAGUGCUGUGUGUCCUGAUCUAUACAAACAAUCAACAGUGUCACAAUGAUAUUAAAAAACUAAGUAAACAGGAGAAAGACGCACUGUGGAGGGAUUUUAAUGAUGGAUGGAUUUACUUUCAAUCGAGUUUGUACAUUUCAUCUGAGAAGAAGAACUGGACUGAGAGCAGAAGAUAUUGUAGAGAGAGAGGCGCAGAUCUGAUCAUCAUUAACAACAAAGAGGAACAAAAUUUUAUUAGCAAUAUGUCUGGUGUGGUCUGGAUUGGUUUGUCUGACAGUGAUGAGGAGGGCAAAUGGAAAUGGGUUGAUAACACCACACUGAACUCUGGCUUCUGGAAGGCUGGGGAGCCCAGUAACCUUACAACAGAGAACUGUGUUGUAAAUCAGCUAUCAUUGUGGUCUGAUUAUAAAUGUAAUGGACAGUUUAAAGGUAUUUGUGAGAAAGAUGCCUAUGGAUGGAUUUACUAUCAGUUCAGUUUGUACUUCAUUUCAUCUGAGAAGAAGAGCUGGAGUAACAGCAGAAGAUACUGUAGAGAUAGAGGAGCAGAUCUGAUCAUCAUUAACAACAGACAGGAACAAGAUUUUGUUCAGAAAAUUUCUGGUACAGACAGCAUCUGGAUUGGUUUGACUGACAGUGAUAAGGAGGGCAGAUGGAAAUGGGUUGAUGGCAGCACACUGACCACUGGCUUCUGGUUGCCUGGAGAACCCAAUGGUGGAAGAAGAGAGAACUGUGCUGAGUCUUAUCCAUUAAAGUGGAAUGAUUUGUCAUGUAAUGACGCUCGAAAAUGGAUCUGUAAGAAAAACAUUUUAAAAUAAGCUGUUGAAGGAAUAGUUCACCGUCAUCAUUUUCUCCCUCUCAUGUUGUUACAAACUUGUGUAAAUGUCUUUGUUCUGAUGAACACGAAUUAAGGUAUUUUCAGGCAUGUUUGUAACCAAACCGAUAAUGAUCCCCAUUCACUUCCAAAGUAGGAAAAAAAUACUAUGGAAGUGAAUGGGGCUCAUGAUCGAUUUGAUCAUGAGAAGCAUGUUUCUUUAAAUGAGAAGCAUGUUAAUUAACUAAUCCUGAACACCAUGGGCAGUUUGCACCAGCUGGACGUAAACCCAGUUAUGAGAAAGCUGGACAUAAAAUUUGUUUUAAGUCCUAAACAGAAAUAUAUGUAUACUUGUGUUUCCCCUGUCCAUGUCUCUUAUUUUGAAGUUCUGUUGUCCAUUUUUGUAGUUCGGUGUAGUUCUUUUGUUCAUUGGUCCUCCAGAUGUGUCUUGUUUCCUUG
Paramisgurnus dabryanus is the source of this 1619-nucleotide messenger RNA. Lineage: Eukaryota; Metazoa; Chordata; Actinopteri; Cypriniformes; Cobitidae. The record is from RefSeq and is a predicted model, not a curated record.